UCGGUCGUCUCGGCCUCAGGUAAUCGAGUUAAGGCCUUUUCAGUUUUUUUCAUGUGCCUAAAGACGAUCCAGGAUGACGGACAGUGCUACCGUGACGUGAAAAUACACCUGGUAAAUUGUAAAAAAUUGGCUCAAUCAUAUCAACAGUCCACGGAUGAUGUUCAACGAGGGCAAAGACGAGUCGAUGAGAAAUGUUGAUAAUCAAAAUACGUCCACUGACACUGAAUGUUGCAACGUGGCGAGUGAAUCGCCACGAAAUCCAUCGUUAGAGGAGAGACUCGCCAGCAAGAUGUUGUCAUACUCACGUGAAACAAUUUGUUUAUUCAUCGGAAUUUUUACAUUCGGCCUUGCAUUCGCUGCACUCCACAAUGCAGCCCCCAGGAUAUCGAAGCCACCACCGGCUCGACCUUUUUUCAAUGAAAAUUCGGUAAUAAUUGAUUUUUAUAAGGGACAAGUCAGUGCCAUGAUUGAACGAGCCUCGGACUCUGAUCUGAGCUUUAUCAUGUAUUAUGCACCUUGGGAUGCUGAGUCGCAGAUUGUGAGGGAAGAGUUUGAAAUUGUGGCACAACAGUAUCAUUCACAGAUGUUCUUCUCAGCGAUAAACUGCUGGCACCCAGGCUCUGAAUGUCGCGCGCAGUACCCAAAGAUCCAGAGCUACCCAGUGCUGAUCCUGUACCCCCUCCGCGGAACGGGUGUCCAAUACCGGGGUAUCCCAACAGCCCCCUACAUGCUGCGUUUCCUGGCCAACUACCUGCACCCCCUGUCCCGCAUCUCAACCCAAGAGGACCUGACUCGCCUGCUGAUCCCCCACGAGCUAGUCCUCGUGGGUUUCUUCAACUUCACCGGGCUGCCCUCGAGCCCAGGCUACCAGGACUUCUACAAGCUCUCCCUCCGUUUCCUGGAGAAAGACCCCAACCGCGAGAUAAAGUUCGCAGUGGUGACGUCCCCAGGGGCCUCCGCAGGCUUCAGCAUCUCUUCGUUCCCCUCAGCAAGCCUCCACCUGUGGAACGAGUCGUUGAUCUACCCCUCCGACAGAAUCUGGAGCUGCGAGAGCCUCCUGCAGUGGCUGGAGCGCUCGAUCCACCGAGUCUCCCAGUGGCUGCAGCCCCCAGGCGUCAAAUCUGUGACCCUAGCCCCCUACCUCAACGCUGGCCCCGUCCUCUUCCUGUUCAUCCCCAGGAAUCCCCUCCACCCUACCAACUACAACUACAAACUCCUCCAGGAGGUGGCCCUGGAGUACCACAACUGUGAUAACCUCUACUGGACCAACGCCCUCAUCCAGCACCUGCAAAGGGAGCGACACCAGUCCCAACUUGGCCACCAGGAGUCCAUCCAAAAAUGCUCGGAGCUGCUCUCGAAAUCCCAGGAAAACAGCAUCCCCCUGAGCAUUUCCCUGCAGCAGUGGGUCAACGACAGCUGCUGCGCCAAGAUCUUCAUGAAUAAAUGCCUCCUCUGCAGGGACAGAGGCCCCGAGGACGUCUGCAGCACUCCCCCAAGACACUUGCACGAAAUUUGCAGUCAGAAGGACGUCUUCAAGGUGAUGAACGAGAAGGAUUUCGACAGGCACUUCUGCUGCGAUGGGGAUCCUCGGGGCUCUCAGACUUCCUCGAGGUCCCCAGGGGCAGCUGCGGGCGACAGGAGGUACCUCUCCUCCAUGAUCACUGGGGAGAACGACCCCAAGUCCCCGGAAAACCUCAGGAAACUAAUUCUUAGGGAGAACUGUAAAUAUUUGAUGAUUGGAGACAAGUAUCAGCCUCCAGUGUUUCCUGUCAGCCUCGAGGGGGAUGUCGAGGUGAAGCUCAGGGCCUCUGCCUGCAGUGGCAACAGGUCGUUGUCCUUCGUCGCAAUUGAUAGUCUGAAUUAUUUUCAUUUUGCUGAAGGACUGGGGAUCGACCUCAUGAGGAUGGAGAAUAGGACUGCUGUUGUUAUUCUCGAUUCUGUUCAGGAGAGCCAGUACCUCAUGGAGGGGCACCUGGGGAGGGAGUCACUUGUCAAGUUCAUUGAUGAGUUCAGUAAUGGGUCCCUGCAGAGGAGGCUGAGGUCGGACUCGGGGAGGAGAUUCGCUAGGGACUUCCAGCCGGUCGACGAGUGCAAGGGCGAGAGGAGCGACCAGGUCUGCAUUCAGGAACUCACGACUGAGAGCUUUCUCAGGGCUGUCUUGGAUCCUCGCAGGGAUGUGGUCGUUCUUUAUCACUCGCCUUACUGCGCGUUCUGCGGUGCUGUUGGAUAUGUUUAUCUGACUGUUGCACGGUAUCUCAGGAGGAUGAGUAAUCUGGCGUUCGUUAGAAUCGAUGGGGAUAAUAAUGACUUGCCUUGGGAAUACAGCAUGAAUCGGUAUCCGGCGAUUCUCUUCUUUCCAGCUAAGAGAAAAGAGGACAGCACGGUGUAUCCAUUCAGCUUGCCAAUAACAAUUCCAAAUCUAUUAAAUUUCGUUCUCGCUAAUUUAAACGAUGAUUCACACAUCGAAGCACUGGUGAAUGUGUGUCACACUGGAGCUGGUGAGCCACCAAAAGACUGCGUAGCUAGAAUACGAAGGCUGUGCCUCGAUAUUAUUCAUAAUCAGCUGGGAAUUUACCGGAAGCUGCGGAGACAGAGUAGAUACCUGCCCAAGAUGACGUUAUCUAAUAAAAGACGAGAGAUCUUGCGGCGAUUGGAGCACAUACGAGAGAUUCACUUGAUUCUCAGCAUCGUGGACGAUCUCGAGACUGACGAGAAGUUUUUCACGAUUCUGAAGAAAUUCCGUACUUACUACAGGAAUUUGAAAAAAAUUGGCAGUCAAAUCUGCGAAAUCUCGAAGGGUCAGGAUGAGAGAAUUAGACCUUUGAGAGACGAGUUAUGAUGACAAUUGACAUUGAUCUUUUCAAAGAGACUCAUUUUUAUGGAUGAAGUCGAGAAAAAUGUACAGUUAUGCAAUUAAUUCGAUUAAGAGAGGAGGGAAGUGGUAAAAUGCAACAGAAUACAAAAUAGAUUUUUAUAUCUUUUGGAUAUGCAUCGAAUUGUGUCGAUGACUGGCUGCAGGCGAAAAUGUGAGGAGAAUGGGGCAAUAUGGACACUUUUGAGUUUUUUUUAAAUUUUGAUAAUUAAUUGUACUGUUGAUGAAACGGGAUAAUUCUUCUUUUCUUGUAAAGUACAAUUCUUCCUCUUUGGGAUGAGUGCAGACGGAGCUCAAUUAAUGAUUUUAUUUCUGAGCUAUGAAUAGUAAAAAAAUGUAAAAGUGUCCAUUUUCUCCCUCGACGAAACUAUUUUUUUGAAUAAUAACAUUAAAUAUUCAGUGAAUUUCAUGGAAAAACUCAAUUACAAUUCCCAAAAUCAUGACUACACGUUCUACCACUUCCCUCGAAUCUAAUCAUCAUCACCAUCAUUAUCAUUCCCCUCAUCAUGGAAGAAGUGUAAAUAUUGUUGAAAAUAAAUGCCUCUAUUAUUUUAAA
Messenger RNA from Diachasma alloeum, 3428 nucleotides. Its product is annotated as thioredoxin domain-containing protein 11. The transcript is spliced from 4 exons. The record is from RefSeq and is a predicted model, not a curated record. NCBI's taxonomy places the organism in Eukaryota, Metazoa, Arthropoda, Insecta, Hymenoptera, Braconidae. Bases 155 to 2839 code for a protein of 894 amino acids.